AUGCAAGUUUUUUUUAUGUGGAAAGACAAAGAAAUGGAUAAGGGUUACUACAAAGACCAGCUUCGCAAGAUGAGGUUUGAGUUGAAAAGGAAAGAAGACUUCAGUGAAGUUUCGAAGGUUCAAAAGAAGUUGGUUAAGCUGCAACAAGCUAUGGAAGUAUAUAAGCAAGUAUUUGAGACACAAUUGACGGAGUUGAUGAAGCAAAACAAUGCGCUGAAGUGGGGGAUCUUUGUUAUGGUCAUUAUAGUCAUUGUCAUGUGGUUAAAGUGCCCUUGA
Molecule: messenger RNA, 276 nt
Organism: Lactuca virosa
Lineage: Eukaryota; Viridiplantae; Streptophyta; Magnoliopsida; Asterales; Asteraceae
Source: the annotation of a GenBank genome assembly